Dermacentor silvarum is the source of this 948-nucleotide messenger RNA. RefSeq lists its product as uncharacterized. The coding region runs from base 1 to 948 and encodes 315 amino acids. NCBI's taxonomy places the organism in Eukaryota, Metazoa, Arthropoda, Arachnida, Ixodida, Ixodidae. Gene Ontology annotation, molecular function: zinc ion binding. The transcript is spliced from 3 exons. The record is from RefSeq and is a predicted model, not a curated record.
AUGGCGAAGGAGAAUUGUGCAGGACUUUGUCCUGCAUACUUUGAUGAACUUGUGGGACCAACGCGGGUCAGGUACAAAGAAAAAAUCGUCCUAUGUGACGGCGUGGAUCCAUAUCAGCUACCAGUUGGUGCGCAAGCCGCUGUUAAUGCAAGCCUGCUACCACCGGUUACUCAUGUUGACAUUAUAAAUUAUCUCGUGUUGUCAACAAGUUAUGCUUCAUUAGAUCAGAUGAAGGCUUACAAGUCGCUCGACUCGCACAACUACUUUACCAGCGGAUGGGUCCGGAACCUCAUUGCCAAGAAGUUACCGUCUAAGCGAGUUGUCUUGCUUAGCCAGGUAAAGCAUUCUCAGCGUUUGCGGGAGGCAUCGCUGAAAGUUUGGCUUUUGGCAAAUAAGGAUGGCAGUAUCAUUACUGCACGCUGUACUUGUACGGCUGGUGCAGGAGAGGCUUGCUCUCACGUGGGAGCGACUCUCUUUGCUGUGGAAACAGCAAUGGGGAUCAGGGACUCAGCUACUUGCACAGACAAGAGCAAUGUGUGGCUCCCUGCACACAGCCCUAUGACGGAGUUCAAACGGCUGCAGGACAUUGAUUUUUCGUCAUGUAAGGCCAAGAAAAAAAAAAGAAUGGACACCAUCCACAUCCAUUCUCCAGACACCCGUCAGCCAUCCCGACCAGUGCCACAAGUUAUUGGUCCAACGCCAGAUGAACUCGAACGGAGGUUGCCGCUGGGCAACCUCCUGACCGGUCACGCUCGUGCGGAUAUUUUUGACCAGUGCGGCGACUACCUGCCCGCGACUGUUCCCGGCCAGUACUGUUCCUGGUCGUCUGAUCUCUUGCCGUUCCUGAACGUUCGAGACGCCACCACCGCUCACCCCGCACCUCGGCAAGUCGACACGCUACAUCUUGCUCAGCGACCAAGCCGUCUCAUCACUGUCUACUUCUGCUGA